UAAGCUGAGAUCCAGCUAUGCAAACCAUGUUUAGAGACACUUAAAGGACAAGCUCCUUUCUUUCGGGUAAAUUUAGAGAAGCUAUCAUACGAGGUCCUUUUUCCAUUCAGCCUUGCACACAGCUACUGAGACUUGACAGCGGUAGGAAGACAUUUGGAAGCUGGUCAGACAAAGCUAUCAUGUUGAGGUUAAGUCAUUCACCUACCUUUCCUGAAGGUUUUCACCUUUUAAGUAUUGUGGCACUCUUGCUAUUCCAUGUGGACAAAGCAUAUGCAGAAAGUCCAACAGAAGCACCAAACGACACUGAAGUAUGUACUGGUACAUAUUAUUGCAAACCAGGUGUGAUUUUACCUAUCUGGGAGCCCCAAGACCCUUCAUUUGGUGAUAAAAUUGCUAGAGCUACUGUCUAUUUUGUGGCCAUGGUCUACAUGUUCCUAGGUGUAUCCAUCAUAGCUGACCGCUUCAUGUCUUCUAUAGAAGUCAUUACAUCCCAAGAGAGAGAGAUAACUAUCAAGAAGCCCAGUGGUGAGACCAGCAAAACCACAGUGAGGAUUUGGAACGAGACUGUGUCCAACCUAACGUUGAUGGCUUUGGGUUCUUCAGCCCCUGAGAUUCUACUUUCUGUUAUUGAAGUAUGUGGUCAUGGUUUCACUGCGGGGGAUCUUGGACCGAGCACCAUUGUAGGCAGUGCCGCCUUUAACAUGUUCAUCAUUAUAGCCAUAUGUGUCUAUGUGGUUCCGGAUGGAGAAAUAAGGAAGAUUAAGCAUCUAAGAGUGUUUUUUGUGACAGCAGCUUGGAGCAUCUUUGCCUACACUUGGCUCUAUCUUAUUUUAUCUGUCAUAUCACCCGGCGUUGUGGAGGUCUGGGAAAGCUUGCUCACUUUCUUCUUCUUUCCCAUUUGUGUGGUAUUUGCAUGGGUAGCCGACCGAAGGCUUUUAUUUUACAAGUAUGUCUACAAGAAGUACAGAGCUGGCAAACAGCGAGGCAUGAUCAUUGAACAUGAGGGUGAUAGGCCAUCAUCCAAAGCUGACAUUGAAAUGGAUGGCAAAGUGGUUAACUCCCAUGUGGAGAACUUCUUAGAUGGUACCCUGGUUCUGGAGGCAGAUGAGAGGGAUCAAGAUGAUGAGGAAGCAAGGAGGGAAAUGGCUAGAAUCCUGAAGGAGCUGAAGCAGAAGCACCCUGACAAAGAAAUCGAACAGCUGAUAGAACUAGCUAACUACCAGGUUCUGAGCCAACAGCAAAAGAGCCGAGCCUUUUAUCGCAUUCAGGCUACUCGGCUAAUGACAGGUGCUGGCAACAUUUUGAAGAGACAUGCUGCGGAUCAGGCACGGAAAGCUGUCAGCAUGCAUGAGGUUAACUGUGAAGUGGUGGAAAACGAUCCUGUCAGUAAGAUCUACUUUGAGCAGAACACCUACCAGUGUCUCGAGAACUGCGGCACAGUAGCUUUGACCAUUGUUCGCCGAGGUGGUGACUUGACCCAUGUCGUUCACGUUGACUUCAGAACAGAAGACGGCACAGCCAAUGCAGGGUCUGAUUAUGAGUUUACCGAAGGGACUGUGGUCUUCAAGCCUGGCGAAACACAGAAGGAAAUCCGGGUUGGCAUAAUUGAUGAUGAUAUUUUUGAGGAGGAUGAGAACUUCCUCGUUCACCUCAGCAAUGUGCAAGUUAGCACUGAAGCACUAGAUGAAGGAAUUCUGAAGGCCAACCAUGUCGCAACACUUGCCUGCCUGGGGUCACCCUCCACUGCCACUGUUACUAUCUUCGAUGAUGAUCAUGCGGGCAUCUUUACCUUUGAGGAGCCAGUCACUCAUGUGAGCGAGAGCAUUGGAACCAUGGAAGUGAAAGUGCUGAGAACGUCCGGUGCUCGAGGAAAUGUUGUUGUGCCCUACAAAACCAUCGAAGGCUCAGCCAGAGGGGGAGGAGAGGACUUUGAGGAUACUUGUGGAGAGCUUGAAUUCCAGAAUGACGAGAUUGUCAAAACGAUAUCAGUCAAAAUAAUUGAUGAUGAGGAGUAUGAGAAAAACAAGACCUUCUACCUUGAGAUUGGGGAGCCCCGUCUGGUGGAGAUGAGUGAGAAGAAAGCUCUGUUGUUGAAUGAGCUUGGUGGCUUCACAAUAACAGGCAAACCUGUCUUCAGGAAGGUCCAUGCUAGAGAACAUCCAAUUCCUUCUACUGUAAUCAGCAUUCAAGAAGAGAAUGAAGAGAAACAGCCACUGACGAGCAAAGAGGAGGAAGAGCGCCGCAUUGCAGAAAUGGGACGCCCAGUACUGGGAGAACAUACCAAACUAGAAGUCAUUAUUGAAGAAUCCUAUGAGUUCAAGAAUACUGUGGACAAGCUCAUUAAGAAGACAAACCUAGCCCUUGUGGUUGGAACUAACAGCUGGAGAGAACAGUUUAUUGAAGCUAUCACAGUCAGCGCUGGCGAGGAGGAUGACGAUGACGAAUGUGGGGAAGAGAAGCUGCCAUCCUGCUUUGAUUAUGUGAUGCACUUUCUGACUGUCUUCUGGAAGGUCCUUUUCGCCUUCGUCCCCCCAACAGACUACUGGAAUGGCUGGGCCUGCUUUGUCGUCUCCAUCCUAAUGAUUGGUUUGCUGACGGCUUUCAUCGGGGAUUUGGCAUCCCAUUUUGGCUGCACCAUUGGCCUGAAGGAUUCAGUGACUGCAGUUGUGUUUGUUGCAUUGGGAACAUCAGUGCCAGACACCUUUGCCAGCAAAGUGGCAGCUACACAGGAUCAAUAUGCUGAUGCCUCAAUUGGGAACGUCACCGGGAGCAAUGCUGUGAAUGUUUUCCUGGGGAUUGGCGUGGCCUGGUCCAUCGCUGCCAUCUACCACGCAGCCAAUGGGGAAGUGUUCCACGUCUCCCCCGGCACCUUGGCUUUCUCCGUCACCCUCUUCACCAUUUUUGCUUUUAUCAGUGUGGGCGUGCUGCUUUACCGGCGGAGACCGGAGAUUGGAGGUGAGCUGGGUGGGCCGCGGACUGCCAAGCUUCUGACAACAUCCCUUUUUGUGCUCCUUUGGCUCUUAUACAUAUUGUUCUCAUCUCUGGAAGCCUACUGCCACAUACAGGGCUUCUAAAGGAACAAUCAGAGAUAGUAAAUAUAUUGCUAGAGAUCUAUAUGUAUCUAUAUAGAAAGCUAUAUAGAUAAAGAUAGAGACAAAAUACUGUGUAUAAUGAACAGAGGAAAAAGAAAAGACAUUUGCCAUGUUCACUUACCUGCUGAUGGAAUGCAGCUUGGAGCAUUCUCUGUACUAGGUAGGAGUAAGAAUUCAGCAAGAUUCUUAACCAAGGGUUGCAGCAUAUUAAAGGAGGUGCGGAUGCAGGGCCACCUUUGCAAGUCUACCUACAAGAGCGUAUGAUACUGACUUUAUUGUUGCUCCCACCCUGCCCCUUGGGGAGGAUUGAUCUGAAAUGUAAUUUGGGCUUUUCAGUAAUGCCAGUGCCAGAAUAGCUGUUAAGAAGCCAAGUGGUGGAGGGAAGGCGAGGAAUAGGGGACUUCAUGACUUUCUUACAAAAGUUUAUUUGCCUUCAUAUAUUGAGGACAUGCAGAUCUGUCCCCACUGAAUGAAAACAAGAGCUUGGACUGAAGAAGGAAGUCCAGGGGUUCAAGAGCUUUCUACGAAUAGGAUGGAAACCCCACUGCUGUUCUUGCUUGGAUGCCCAAUUUAUCAUUCAGUUGUUAAGAGUGUUGACAUGCUGAGAGUCACAAGAACAGUGUGAGCCAUUUCCUUAUUUUUUGGCUGUAUUAUGAUCAUCAUGGCCUGUCCCCUACCCUGCAGACAAAAUCAGCGAGCCCACUCAUCCCAUACUUCCCCGCUGUGCCUUGCAGGCACUUGUCCAAACCUUGUCUCAAGUCCCUGUUUUAGUUCUGACAGAAUCUUGGGGGCUUUACUUUGUUGCUGUCCAUUCCUUGCCCAGCCCCUAGUGCGUUGCUCCCGUCUCAUAUUCCUGACUGGGAAUGCUGUUGUGGUCCUUGUAACACUUUGCAUGAAUGAAGUAACCCGUAUCUGUAUAUAGCAUUGUGUAGCAAUAGUCCAUUCAGCAGUGUGGAUCUGAUGUUGAAGAAAUGAGUGAGUUUUCUUUUCACCCAGGUUUGGUUUUGAGUUUGGUUUUUUUCUUAAUGGGAUAAGGGGAAGUGACUAACCCUUUAGCUCUCUGCACAGGGGUUUUUAAGAAGCAAUAACAAAGAACUGUGCAGCUGUAAAUGCUAAAGGGAAGAAUCUGUGCAAAACGCAUCAUAAAGUCUUGUAAAGUGAAAUCCUGGCUCCAUUAAGUCAAUGGCAAAAUUCCCGUUGACUUCAGUGGGGCAGGAAUUUACCCAUAUGGGGUGACCCAGAGCUCACUGAAGUCAAUGCAAAUACAUUCAUUGACUUCAAUAGGUUCUGCAUCAUGUCCAUAAAGGUUAACUUACCAUUUUAAGGGCCAGAGCCUGCCACCCUUGCCCAUGCAGCAUAGAACUUUGUCCCACUACUAGUCGCUUUGAACACAGCGGGGUUAAGUACCAGUCAGCCUGGGCAUGAGUGGCAGCACCAGCCCCUGAAUAAGCAAACCACGCCUGGGUUUUGUAAGCAUCAUUUUUCCCAGUGUGGCUAUUUUACAUCUUCUGUGGCUGCAACAGAUGUCAGAUAUUGUCAGUGUUUGUGGCUGUAGAACCCCCACGCUCCAUUUCUGUUCUCCUGUUCACCAUCUCUGAGGGUUAGCUACAGCCCUGUGUGUGAACAUUAAGCCAGAGGUGACUGGCAGGACUUUACAACUGUAUCUCAUCUAGAGUUACUUGAGGACUGAAGAAGUCAAUGGUGGGGUUGGAGGAAUGUAAUGUCUCCAAGAUCUCCAGUGAUCAAAGCGUUCUCACCAGAUACAGGAUGAAUUUUGCGUUGUCCAGCAGCGAUUGCAUUAAACACUAGGAAUUACUAUGGUGGUUAUUUAUUAUCUGUUGUGCACCACAACAGUGUGCUUGGCUCUGUACAAUGCACAGGUGGCAAGACAGUUCCCACCCUGGAGAUGUUGUCAUGUCGAAGACAGACAUUGUCAGAGGUCCUAGAGGAAGGAGCUACCCUAGCUGAUCUGGUUUUCCCUUCAUUUUCAUCCACUGUAUAACCCUUUCAUUUUCCAUUUGUGUUCCCCGUGGACGCAAUGGCUCUGCAGGAGGGAUUAGAACCAGGAGAGGAUGGGGCCUGACACAUUGGGAUUGAGGGGAUCAUUCUAUGCACACUUAGCAUCAGGGAAGGAGCUCUAAGAAGAGAUUGGAAAUGGAG
Molecule: messenger RNA, 5252 nt
Organism: Gopherus flavomarginatus (Mexican gopher tortoise)
Lineage: Eukaryota; Metazoa; Chordata; Testudines; Testudinidae
Gene: SLC8A1
Product: solute carrier family 8 member A1
Exons: 10
Coding region: 180-3074 (964 amino acids)
Biological process (GO): cell communication; calcium ion import across plasma membrane; sodium ion transmembrane transport
Cellular component (GO): axon; sarcolemma; postsynapse
Molecular function (GO): calcium:sodium antiporter activity
Source: RefSeq, a predicted model, not a curated record